Panicum virgatum (switchgrass) is the source of this 3760-nucleotide messenger RNA. RefSeq lists its product as uncharacterized. The transcript has 11 exons. The coding region runs from base 38 to 2293 and encodes 751 amino acids. Lineage: Eukaryota; Viridiplantae; Streptophyta; Magnoliopsida; Poales; Poaceae. The record is from RefSeq and is a predicted model, not a curated record.
UGGAAGCCCUAGCUCAGAUACUAAAGACACUUCCAAUAUGACUCCAGUUGCCCUUGACCAAAUAGAACGGAAGAGGCAACGAGAAAGGGAGCGGUAUGCUGGGAUGUCUGCUGAACAAAAAGAAGAAAAGAACAAGAAGCGCCGAGAAGCACGUUUGAUGAAGAAAAACAUACAAGCCCAAUGUAAUGAAAACAAGUAUCCAGGCGUACAAGAUGAAAUAUUGGCAACAGGUGUAGAAACAGAUGUAAGUCCAUCGACGACUAAUGAAACUGCUGAUUGGCUUCAUCGCAAUGACUCCUAUGCCCAAGAAUUCAGCCGGUCGAUAGAUGUGCCAGAAGGGUAUCAGGGCACGCAUACCACACUUGGAGACAUUACAGUCAAUACUACCAGCGCAAAUCAUAUUUUAGAUGUCUACCAGGGUACUAUUGAUAAUAUGGGCGAAGAUGAUAGCAUUCCCAGCAAGGACCCCAGUACAGGUGAAACUCAUCGAGUUUGUCCUAAGGAACGCCGAUGUGAGAGGGCUAGAGCCCAGAGGGACACAAUGACUGCCGAGAAGAGGAAACUAAUUAAUAAGCGUCGUCGAGACGUGUACCAUGCCAAAAAAGCGAAUAGGCCCCAGUUGUCUGCAGAACAGAAGAAGGCUAAUGUUAAGGGGUUGAAAAGAGAAUAUAAACGUGGACUGAAAGAAUUCAAAGCCAACAACUUACACCCCGAUUCUAUAGCUAUGGCAAACCCUCAAUUUGUGCCCAAACUUAUAAUUCCAACCCCCAUAGAACUUUUGACCAGUGUGAGUGAAUUGGUUAUUCCGAAAUUCAGCGGAUCACCUGUUUACAUCCCACCGAUAGUUGAACAGACACUAGACGAUCAGGGCAUGGAGUCUGGGGUUGGACACUGUCUACCUAGGCGUUGUGUGGUUGCCGUUGAGAGAAAUGCACUCCGAAAUCAAAGAAAUAAGGAGUUCCAUGCAACCAUUGGCAAAAAUCGCAGUUUUACGUAUGAUACGGACAAGUGUGGCGAUCAGCUGUCAACAGAAUCCUGUGAGGAAGAACAACACGGCCACCAGGAUCAUAUGGAGCGAGUUAAGACUCAAGAGCAUGAAGAAAUCGAUAUUGGUGGAUCUGCUCCUAAGGCCAGUAGCUGGAUGGCAUCACAGUCACAGCCAAUCUGCACCAAUCGUGAUGGUUUAGGUGGCGCCCGACUGCAAAAUGACCCUGAGUUGCAGACACAAUAUCCUAUGGUCGAGGAUGAUGGGGAUGAGAAUGUUAUUUUCGAGGAGGAUGAUGAAGAAGAUGAGGGUUACCUUUUUGCCGGACAAGAUGGUGAAUCCGACGAUGAUGGCGAUCUUACUUCAUGUGGAGAUGAUGCCGAUGUGUCGGAUGUAAUUGAUCCCUUCGGCAAAGUGUUUGAAAAUGUACCAUCUGAGACGCAUAAGCUUGAGCCAGUUGCUAAUUGUGAACACUGCAAUGCAAAGAAAUUUCAGUUCGAGCCCCCUGGAUUUUGUUGCCGCAGUGGGAAGAUACAUCUACCAACCCCUGACACACCACCUGAACUCAUGAGGCUUUGGUCAAGCUCAGAUGCUGAUGCUAGACACUUCCGCUCAAAUAUUAGAUUCUUUAAUGGUCAUUUCUCAUUCACAUCCCUGUAUUGCCACCUAGAUCGUAUGACAACCAACAUGCGAAAUGGGGGAGUUUAUACAUUUCGUGCACAUGGACAGAUGUACCAUAAUGUUCGGUCAUUUGGUAAGGAAGAAGGCAUUGAACCUAAACACAUUGAAUUGUACUUCUAUGAUGAUGAUCCUUCUCUUGAGCACCGAUACCGUAGGUGUCGUGAAGAAUGCUUGAUAAAGGAUAAGGAGGUUAUAGAAAGAUUAGUUGGGAUACUACAAGGCAACCCAUACUCCGAACAUCUGAGGUCUAUGGGUCACGUUGAAAAUGUAGAGGACUACCAUGUUGCAUUGAAUCUUGACCAACAGUUAGAUCAAAGAACAUAUAAUGUGCCUCUCACAUCGGAGGUUGCUGCUGUUUGGAUUGAGGGUAGUGAACUCCUAGGCCAGUUCAAACAUAGUGUUCUCCUGCAAGGGAAGGAUAGGUCUGUGCAUGGGAUUCGUUCAUACCACGCAUGUUAUGAUGCAUUAUCAUAUCCACUUUUCUUUCCCAGAGGGGAGCUCGGUUGGCAUAGUUGCAUUCCGAAGGUUGGUGUGACUGUGCAAGAGGCCAAGGCUGCCCGUGCAAACCGAAAGGCUCGCGCUGAAAGUGAUGGCGGUGAUGGUGAAGGUAUAGUUCGGGGAUUAUAAAUAAAUAAUUAUAGUUUUUAUUACACACUACUUCUUGUUCUAUAUUUCUUUAUGGUAAUAGUAGCUUCACAAAUGUGUAGGUGGGCCCGGCAAUUUAUGUGUGUCAGUACGUGACUAUUACUGCUACAGAUUCCAGAUGUGUCCCGGUAUAUUUAACCUAGUAUUUUUUGGUAAGCGGCUAUUCCAGCAGUUUGAUGUGGACACAUACAUGAAGAUAGAAAGUUCAUGCUUAGAUUACAUAAGGAAUAAUCAGCAGGAGUUGAGGGCUGAUUUAUACCAAGGUCUCGUUGAUAGUUUGCAUGCAGGUGAGGGUCGAGCAGAUUCCGUUGGGAAAUGGACAGUGUUGUCCACGACAUUCAUAGGAGGUCCUCGGGACAUGAGGCGUCGGUAUAUGGAUGCUAUGGCAUUGGUGCGGAAGUAUGGGAAACCAGAUAUCUUCCUCACAAUGACGUGCAAUCCAAAUUGGAAUGAGAUCAAACAAGACCUUUUGCCUGGCCAAAUUGCACAAGAUCGCCCUGAUCUUGUAACUAGGAUUUUCAGGGCAAAACUUGAGGUGCUGAAGAAGAAAUUGAUGGGGAAUGAUAUCCUUGGUAAGGUUCGGGCUUAUGUAUAUGUUGUGGAGUUUCAAAAGAGGGGGUUGCCACAUGCUCACUUCUUGCUGAUCAUGAAACGGAAGUACAAGCUUACAUGUCCUGAGCAAUAUGAUCUUCUUAUCUCUGUAGAACUUCCAAACAAGAAAAAGUUUCCUGAGUUAUACAAGAUGGUCACCAAGAACAUGAUGCAUGGCCCGUGCGGGGUGCUAAACCCGUUUUGUCCUUGCACUAAGGGACGCACAUCUUGUAAGAAUCGCUAUCCACAGGCCUUCUGCGAGUCCACAUCUCAGGGAAAAGACUCUUACCCCGUAUAUAGGUGACGUAAUGAUGAAUGUAAGGAAAUUGUUAGAGGUCGUGAGCUAGACAAUAGAUGGGUAGUCCCAUACAACCCUUAUCUGCUAUGCAUGUUCAAUUGCCAUAUUAAUGUUGAAGCUUGUGGAAGCAUUAAAUCUGUUAAAUACUUAUUCAAAUACAGUUACAAGGGUCAUGAUCGGGCAUCUAUUGCUGUUAGAGAAGGUGAUAAUGCUGAUGGCAAUGGUAAUGUUGAUGAGAUAAAGCAAUUUAGGGAUGCUCGGUGGGUGACGCCUCCAGAAGCAAUGUGGAGGAUAUAUGGUUUCAACCUAAGCCAAAACCACCCACCUAUGAAACAACUGCAGCUUCAUCUACCUGAUAUGCAUAUGGUGUCAUUCCAUCAGCAUUCUAAUAUACAAAAUAUAGUAAAUCAUCCUGGUGUGGAAGAGUCAAUGCUCACAGCAUAUUUUGCUCAAAAUAGGGUCGACGAAUUUGCACGUGGGAUAUUGUAUCAUGAUUUUCCAGAAUUCUAUACUUGGCACCCCAAUGGUAAAUUUUGGAAGCGAAGGGUAUAUGAGGGACG